AUGUCAACAAAACGCAAAGCGCCGGUCAAGCUGGCCGCUCCCGCUGCUAGAACCAGCGCUAGAAUCCCUAAUAAGUCCGUCAUCGACGAGUCAAAGGCCUCUAUCGCCGGACCCGACGCCCUCCAGCCCUCGCAGGUUGAGACCAUUGAGAUCUCGUCCGAUAACGACAGCGACGAAGAUAUCUCCGAUGCUGAGAGCCCAGAGGAGGAGCAGACCGCCCAUGAAACUGCUGUGACAAACGCCCGCCAAAAGGCCGCCAAGCAAAAGCCCAAUGGCCAGUCUAAUGACGAGGAAUCAGACGCUGAGGGGACAUCGCCUUCUUUUGGAGAGCUUCUCCGCGCAGAGAACGAUAUCAUUGAUGUGCCCUCCGCACUCAACGGCGCAGUUGUUUCCCAGCCUUCGAGAAAUGCGAUUGUGCCCCCGACACACCAGUCCCUUACCACCGUUCUUUCUCAGGCCCUCCGUACCGACGACACAGACCUUCUCGAGUCGUGUUUGCACACCACCGAUCUCCCCACCAUCCGCAACACCAUUGAGCGCCUCGACAGCGCUCUCGCUGGCACUCUUCUUACCAAGCUUGCCGCUCGCUUGUACCGCCGUCCUGGUCGCGCCGGAAACCUUAUGACUUGGGUCCAGUGGACACUAGUCGCCCAUGGUGGUGCCCUCGCAUCUCAGCCCAAGGUUAUCCACAGUCUCAGCGGCCUGCAAAAGGUUCUCGCUGAGCGCGCUAAGGGUCUGUCAAGUCUUCUCGCCCUGAAGGGUAAGCUCGAUAUGCUCGAGGGCCAAAUGGAUCUUCGUCGUAAGAUGUCGCGCCCCGGCCUUCACAACGGUGAUAACUCGGACUCUGACGAAGAUGAGGACGAAGAUGUUAUCUGGGUUGAGGGUGAGGACGAUGCUGCGCGCACACCUGGUCGAAGGCGAGGUCUUGACACUGAGUUUGACGAUUCAGACGACGAUGUUCCCAUCACCAACGGCUUUGUUGGUGACUCUGACGAUGAGGAGGAUUCAGCUGGUGAGGAGGACGACAGCGAUGCCGAGGAGUCUUUGGACGAGGACGAGGUCAAUCAUGACGAUGUGGACGAGUCUAUGGGUGAGGACGAGGAGAGCGAUGUUGAAGCUGCGUCUGCACCACCAUCCAAAUUGCAAAAGACUGCUGGUAGCUUCGGCAAGCGGAGGUGA
Molecule: messenger RNA, 1179 nt
Organism: Fusarium fujikuroi IMI 58289
Lineage: Eukaryota; Fungi; Ascomycota; Sordariomycetes; Hypocreales; Nectriaceae
Product: related to UTP5 protein
Exons: 1
Coding region: 1-1179 (392 amino acids)
Biological process (GO): maturation of SSU-rRNA from tricistronic rRNA transcript (SSU-rRNA, 5.8S rRNA, LSU-rRNA)
Cellular component (GO): nucleolus
Source: RefSeq, a predicted model, not a curated record